CUGCUUUUGUGGACUAAGUCAUUGACAACAGGUCUAAACUGAUAUCGAAAACAGAUUUCAGUUGAGGAAGUUGAGUGGUGCAUUCACAUCGGAUUUUUUUAGUGAGAAUUUCUUCAUCAGCGUGAAGAUUAGUUUGUAUAUAAAAUGACUGACCUAGGGCCGCCAAGAAUUCAUUCUGUCGUAGCAGCACGAAGCACCGCUCUAAAGAUCAAAGAACUGUCAUCGAGUCUUCUCUCUGAGAAGAAAAAAAUAAACGACGAGGGAGCGUUUGCAGUCACGUAUUGCGAUGAUCCAUCAAACCAGGUACAGAAACUAGUUCAGCCCAGCAGAGAGGAGCCUCCGGGAAGGCGGCGAUCUGCUACAACGCACACGGCUUCGGCAAAUGAUCAUGAACACUAUGUUGGAGGAACAGACGUGAGUGCCGCCUAUCGUUUUUUAGAUCCAGAAGAAGGCGGAAGUCGAAGACAAAGAUCGAACACAGUGACGACGAUUGGAUUCAAUGAAGCAGCUUCGUCAGAUUCGGAGUCUGUAAAGAUACCACAUUUCCGAUCGGGGGAUGGUGCGUAUCGAAGGAGAAGAUACACAAGAUCAAGAAGGGCAUCCGUAACUACUCAAUCCAGCGGACAAGAACGAAUCCCGGAGCAUGGAACUCUAGAGAAUUCUUUUCGCACAGAGCCAGAGAAGAUGUUUGAACACUGGAAAGUUACAGAGAUCAUCAAGAAAACUUUUGAAGAAAACUUGCUUGAGGAACACGAGGAACACGAUGAUCGCCGCAAUUAUCAAAAAAUGUGCAAAAUCCUUGCAGACUUGAUCAAAGAACAGGUUAAACAUUUGGAGUUUUCCAGGCAUAAAAUCAUCUGUAUUGUAUCCAUAGGUCAGAAGAGAGGGGAGAGCGUGCGUCUGGUGAGCAGAUGUGUUUGGGAUCCGAGACAUGACAGCUAUGCUCAAUAUUAUUUUGAAAAAGGAGACCUGUUCGCCUUUGGUGUAGUGUAUGGUGUGUAUUACGAGUAACAGAGACACUUAGCAAACAACUGAACGUGUAAAGAAAAAAUUCAAAAUGGUCGCCUCAUGGCAGAUGGUAUGUUUGAAAACCUAAUAUCGUCUAGAAGAAAGAAUCUUGUUGAUGGGGUGUGGCAAACAAUUCGACAAGCGUCUUUGCUUUGUUUAAAAUCUGACAAGUCGCAAUGCAAAACAGUGUACACGUAGUUUAUCGAUGCAAUUGAAAUGUUGAAGAGAAAGGUAAACAACUCUGCUUGCGUCUGUUUUGACGUAACUGUAGGCCCCUUCCUGGAUACACCGCAGUAAAACAUAUGCGCAUGUGCAAACGUUGAAAAGCCUUUAAAGUGGCAUAAGUUAAAUAGAGGCCUUGCAUUGUGCUAUAAGGCUGUGAAUCCAAAUUGUUUCACUGGAGCUGUUAGAAAACGACCACACCAGCUAAUAAUUUAGAAGAUCAUAACUUUUCUAGUGAAGCCGAAACUUAGUUAGAUACCUUU
Molecule: messenger RNA, 1493 nt
Organism: Pocillopora damicornis (cauliflower coral)
Lineage: Eukaryota; Metazoa; Cnidaria; Anthozoa; Scleractinia; Pocilloporidae
Biological process (GO): microtubule-based movement
Cellular component (GO): cytoplasm; cytoplasmic dynein complex
Molecular function (GO): dynein intermediate chain binding
Source: RefSeq, a predicted model, not a curated record